Messenger RNA from Gasterosteus aculeatus aculeatus (three-spined stickleback), 1759 nucleotides. NCBI's taxonomy places the organism in Eukaryota, Metazoa, Chordata, Actinopteri, Perciformes, Gasterosteidae. The record is from RefSeq and is a predicted model, not a curated record.
UUGUCAAAUUUGUCCAUGUCAAAGAAGUAACUGAAAUGAAGCCGCACACUGACGUGUCGCCGGUGCGCAAAGGUGUUACGCUGCUUCCGCGCGCGCGCGUUCAGACUGACGUCCAUACGUCACAGGGCGCGCCUUAGGACCCGUGCUAAGCUCUGCUAAUACUCACCUGCGGUCACUCCGUCGUCCUCCCAAACAGCAGAGGGCGCUCUGACAGAAUGAAGGGCAGCUGUCAGGUGUGCGCAUUCAUUCACCUCCUCAUGGGCUGCGGUUCCCCCGCAGGGCAGAGGAACAUACGUCAAUAUAAAUGGUGCUUUCAUCAGAUAACUACCGGGGCAGCUGCGUGGUGACGUGCGCCAAGUAAAAAAAUGAAUGGGUGUAACGUAGGAGGAAGUAGAUUUUUCGCGGGCCGUGAAGGUGGUGCGAUUGUUGUUGUUGUUGUUGUCGUGUCCAGGAUGACGGCGGUCAGCUGUCAGCAGUGGGGGGAGGUGGCCGGGCCGGCCCGCGUGGACCUGUGGGUCCUCCAGUCCUCCUCGGUGCGCGUGGAGGUCCUCACUCUGGGCGCCAUCAUCAGGUCUGUGUGCUGCCGAGGGAGGGAUGGACGGAUGGAGGACGUGGUCCUGGGCUAUGAGGACCUGGAAGGUGUAGUAAGGGACAGACAUCUCCAAGUAGACUGCAUUGAAACAAGGAACAAGAUUCCCUAUAACGAUUGUUACGCGUCGGAUAAGCGGUACCUGGGAGCCGUGGUGGGCCGCGUGGCCAACCGGAUCGCACUGGGCCGCUUCGUGGUGGAGGGAAGAGAGUACCGACUCGACGUCAACAAUGGGCCCAAUGCGCUGCACGGAGGCCUGAGGGGCUUCAACAAGGCUAUCUGGCUGGCUGCAGCAGUGGAUGGUGGUGUACAGCUGAGUCUUACCAGUCCAGAUGGAGACCAGGGUUACCCUGGGGAGGUCCAGGUGUCCGUGUCCUACACCCUGCAGGGGGAAACACUCACUGCUGAAUAUCAAGCGCGGUCCACCAAAACCACGCCCAUCAACCUCACCAACCACUCCUACUUCAACCUGGCGGGACAGGGUGCAGCAGAUAUCUACGACCAUCAAGUGUCCAUCAGCGCUCCGUCCUACCUGCCAGUGGACGACUCGUCCAUUCCUACAGGAGAGAUCAGACCAGUGGACAACACGCCCUUUGACCUCACAAAGCCUGCUCUGAUUGGGCCCCGGCUGAAGGAACUUCCGGGUCCAGGGUUUGACCACAACUUCUGUCUGUCUUCACCUGGAGAACCCUGGAGAGAGAGACACGCUGCCAGGGUGUGUCACUCAGCCAGUGGGCGGGCCUUGGAGGUUUCUACCAGCCAACCAGGCGUCCAGUUCUACACUGCCAACUUCCUGGAUGGUUCUAUAACAGGAAAGGGCGGGGCCAGGUACGGGAAGCACAGCGCCUUCUGUCUGGAGACACAGAAUUGGCCUGAUGCUGUCAACCAGCCUUCUUUUCCUAACUGUCUUCUGCGUCCUGGUGAGGACUACCAACAUGUGACUCGCUUCACCUUCACCACUGCCUGAUGUCGCCACAAGCUGGACACGCCCACGCAGGACACGCCCAGUUUCUCUCUGUGUAACUGGGAUUUGUUGGAGUUUUUUACUAUUUCUUCUGUAACUACAGUACUUGUUACAGCGGUGCAGGUUGGUCUGUGCAGUGACACAAUUUGUCAAACCGGACCAAACUGUUUUUCAAUUAAUCAUAAAAUAAAGAAGGACUCACCAUA